CCUAAGCUCACAAGACAGUUCUCAUGGCCUGCAGCCGGAAGAGGCGCAGAUCAGAACCCCAGCACACUGGACCACCAGAUAUCAAAAUGAUCCCGUGCCCUCAAGGUAACAAGGGUGAAUGAAUAUAUUUUAUUUUUUUAUAAUUAUUAAUUUAUGAAAACCUUUCUACAAACACUACACACAAUAGAUGGAUGAGAGGAUGUGAUUACAGAGAGGUGCUGUGAAGAUUUUUCGCACAGGGCGCCUGGCCCUGUCCACAUCUCACUAAGCCACCUUCUCUUCUACAGCUGCGUCAUCUAAUAAACUAAGCCUUCAUUGUAAACUCUUCUGGCAAUCUACUUUUCCUUUACAUGAAAUACAUCUUAGCUGUACCUCAUUUUAGAUUGUCAGCUCAUUUGAGCAGGGCCUUCCACAUUUCCUGUUCCUAUAUGUCCAACUCGACUUAUUGCAACUACUUGUUUGUUUGUCCAUUUUUUGUAAUAAUAAUAACCUGGUUAUAUGUGAUCAUUGAGUCUCCCGUCGUGCAUAGCUAAACAUUAACCUCUCCAAAAGAUCUUCCUUCAUUUCCCUGAAAACCAUGUUGGAUAUGGCAAUUCAUAGGAAAAUGGCUGAUUACAGGGAAAAUGACAAAGAGAAGGGAGGGAGCAGUCUCUUUAGAAAUAUUUAAAUACUUAAAGGGAUUAAAGUUGAAGAAGGAAGGAUUUUCAAGAAAAUGUGAAGUACUAGAACUUAAUGCAACAUCAGAAGGUUUGUAGAUCAAUAGAUAAUGUGAAGUAACAGUAAAGAAUUCAAAUGCAAUAAUGGAAUUCGAAAAAGCUAGAGAAACAUGCAAGAUGUUGACCAAAAUGUUUUAGUCUGCCAUGAGAAUCUAUGCUUCCACACAUUUUUAUAUGAUUCACUUGCGUGGAAAAUGUAAACUUCACUAAAUACUAUGUAAACCCAUGAUGCUUUGUUGAAAAUGUCCCAAAUAACGUGAUGGUGUUUAUUUGUUUAUUUUCAAAUAUCAACAUAUCGGCUGAUGUCUAUCUAAUAUGGAGAAAACAUGCAUUGGAGCUAUAAGGACUAUGUUCAAAAAUAUUCUCCAAAGUACAAUUUAGAUAGCAAUCCUAAAAUAUAUAUUUGGAAUAAUCCUUAUGUAGCAUUCUAAAAGAUGUGUAAGAAAGACAUAUUUUCACUUCUGCGCUUUACAAGAAGCUUAAUGUUGUUAUGUUCUGUUAAGAAAACUGUCAAUAUUUUUUAAAUCAUCUUUGGAAGUAAAAACAUGUAUUAUCACACUUCAUGUGUUCUAGACUCCUUGUUUAUUAUUUUGUAAUGCAUACGUUUUACAGGGCGUCUAUGACUCAGUUUGAGCUGUCAUAUUGUAUUGUGUAAGUUAUUUUUGUUUGGAAACACCACUUACCCAAUGAAAGAUCAUGCUGGUAACUGAGAGUGACUGCAAAUGUAUGCAUGUUAUGUUAAGUGCAAGUAUUGAGCAUAAAAAAAGUUUGAAUUGCCGAAUUUCCAAAUUGCCUUAUUUCCGAAGUGCCGAACUGAACCGAAUUGCCGAAGUUCCGAAUUGCCAAAGUUCCUAAUUGUUGAAACUCCGUAGUGGGUUAGGGGUUAUGGUUAGGGGGUAGGGUUAGGUUUAGGGUUAGGGGUUAGGGUCCAAAUUACCUAAGUUCAGAAUUUCCGAAGUUCUGAAUUGCCGAAUUAUGCUUACUUAUAUAGUUAAUUUAAGGCUUAUAUGUUUAAUUACAAUGUUGCAGUUUUUGCUUGCAUGAGAUUUCAAAAAUACAUAUGUGCUGGGUAAUUUUCGUAAAAAGGACACUAUAGUGCACUAUAAUAUAUGCUCUAUUAUUAGCCUUUUAGAGUCUCCUGUGUGUGAUUCCUCCUGUGUAUGAACAGGAUUUAAAACUUCUGAUGUAAGUUAGCAAUGAUUAAAAUGAUAAUAUUUUUAAGUGUUGGCUGUGUGACAGCACGGGGAGGUGUCGCUAGGGCUGCAUAAACAGAUCUAAAAGUGAUUUAAUUCCUAAAUGGCUGAGAAGUAAGUGGUGAGACUGCAGGUUCCUAUAUUAUUUUUUUAAGAUCCUUGGACAGCUAUGGGAUGUACGUUCCAGAAAAACAUUGGGCUUGAGCCCAAAUCAAAUUCUAAACAAAAUGAAACUCUAUAUACUCUAACAGAAAGGUGUGCAUAUGUCAGAACAUAGCUCUCUAUUUCUCCCCGAACAGCACAUUGCUUAUGCUCUUCGGGAUGCCAAUUAAAGCAUAACCAGAAACAAGCAUAUGUUGCACAGCCUGGUCUUCAAUGCGACCUCACCAUACUACCUAACUAAUAAAAAGGCAUGCAGCAAAGUUCUAUUGCCAAGCUGUCACUCCAGACAGCUACUUUCUCGAGCACUACACUCGUGAUCUUACUUUUUAUACCAGGAGGCUGCGUUGAGUGAAAUAAAUUCUAAUAAAUAAAUAAUUAUUAACAAAAACACCACUAUCCUCCUGCCCCCUCCACUACCUGAUAUACUAUAAUAUAUUUGAAUUGGUACACAACAAUAAGCAUCAUGCUCAAUAUUAUAACAAUAUCAAAAAUUCUAAACUAUUUGCUCUAAACAUGUAUUGUGGUCUUCUGCGUUCUCAGGGUGGAGAGAGGGACUAGCAUAUGGCCUAUAUUAAGUUGGCAGAUUGGGUUCCACACUAAACCCCAAAUGCCACCCGUGUCUGCAGCAAGUCUCGGGUCUGCUCAGCAAUUGCAACAAGUUCUCUGGGGAGUCGAGCUUUGUCUCUGAUGCUGUGGUUUCCUUCCUCAUUCACAGGUCUCAGCUCAUUGCGAACAGCUACAUGCAAUGCUCUGAGCAAGGAUUGCACUUUUGGGUGGUCACAUGACUUGACUUCCUGUAAGAGUUCAGAUGUUUCUUUGAACAUUAAGCAGAAACUUCAUUCCAGUUAACGGCUUCUACAUGUAUCCUUUGUAUUAAACGUUUAAUAAUAUUUUACAAAAUGUUGCGUCGGAAGCCCUCCAAUGCAUCGGACAAAGACCCUACACAGAAAAAGAAGGUAAGUCAGAUGGUUUUAAAUUUAAGGGGAUAAUAUUGUAUCUUUAUAAUGGAUAUCAUUAAUGCUACGAAAAAAAAAAUAUUUGUAUAUGUCUGUAUGUGUUUAUGUAUACACAUGUCUGUGUGUUUUUGUGGUCAUGGUCCCCAGCAUGAUGUAUAUAUAUUAGGAUGAGUGCUACCCCCUCUGGCUCCUGUGUUUGCACAAGGAUUCUGCCCAGGAAGUACCAUGAUAAUGAAAGGAACCCCUGGUCAUGCCAAUUAUUGGUGAUUCUGUAAUCUCAUCAGAAGCCAGACAAUGUUUUAUCAUAUGGCUUGCAAUUUGAGGGAUAAUUCACGAAACAGUGAAUUGUGAUGAUAUAACAAUCAAAUUGCAACAUUUUAGCUACAUGGGAUGAAUGAUAAAAUGUCUAAAUUUUUCUGUAUUUUGUUAUUCAUUUGCUUGCCAGAUCAUAUAAUUCCUUUUUACCAUUUGUAAAAGUGAAUGUAGAAUUAAUAUUAGAAUGCAUUUUUUCUAUUUGAACUAAUAAAUGUAUUUUUAUAUAUAUUGAGUGUUUUACAUAGAAUUCUUCUCUCACACUACUGAACACUUCUUUAAUUUUCUUUUUAACCCUUAAAGGAACAUUCCUGGAAUAAAAAUAAAAACCACUUCACGUGGUGCCCAGGGUUCCACAGUGCCACACUCUAAGUCUGUCACUGCUGCUCAAGUGUUUCCGCAUUUCACUGGUCACUAGUGACCCAUAGCAAGUAAUUCUUUAGAAACGUAUGUACAUGUCUGAAGCAUUACUCAUUUUGGAGGGCCAAAACAUAUCCCAAAGCCGUAAAAGGGGAGCAGUCGCCAAUGGAAUUUUCCUGUUGGUUUGCAAAGGUUUCUAUGGCGAUUGCCUUUAAUUUAGUGCUUUGCACCCUUUUUCAAUAACUACGCUUUUAUAAACCUUUUGCGGUGUUUCAGUAAGCUAAGCUAGCUUUUUGUACACAAUGUUAUUUCCUGUCUCUAUACAAAACCAGAGACAGUGUGGUACUUAAAUUAACAUUUACUGUAAAGAGGCUGGUCCUUUACCUUGACUGUGGUCCCUUCAUAAUCAUUGGCAUUCAACAGGAUAUAGUGAUGUAUCUAAACUGAAAGUCGGCCAUUGUUUUCCUUUGGCAUUAUCUAUUAUCUAUGUAGAAUAUUUUUUAUUUUUUAUGCAACAGUUGCCAAUCUCACAGAGAAGCAUUGGAUUCAAUGAUUUUCUAUUGGUCACGCAUGACAAUUGCUACGCACACAUCAUAGAUUCCCAAUGCUUCUCUAUGAGAAGUAUCGGAUUGGAUCAAGAUCAUCGGCCAGGAUUGUCUUGGAAGACUCAGAGCAGCUACAAACUGAGUCCCUGCACUAAAGUACAGUGAAUUUAAAGGCUUUUUGUUUUUUGCCUUUUUUAUUUACAAAAGUAAACAAAUAAAUGCACAAAGAUAUAAUAAACAAUAAAUGUAUUUGUAACAAAUAAAAUUAAUAGCACUAAAUACAACUAAAUGAAAUCUGUAUGUGUAUAAGUAUAUAGCACAUUAUAGAGCAAGCAUGUCAAGCUCAAAAGCUAACACGGGUUAAAUAAACAAGGUUUAACUGUAUAUGGACUGCAAAAAAACAAAAACUUAAAUUUUCAUAGAAACGUAGGUUUAUUUUGCAAAGUACAAUAUUAAAACCCCCCAGUAUCCCCAUCUAUUAAACAUCGCACUGCCUAGACUAAGCCCCAGCCACAGUCCCAGCCCCACCUUCUAUACAACCCCAGCUCCCACCUCUACACAACUCCAGCCCCCCUUCUACUAAACCCCAGUACCCCCAGCUACUAAACCCCAGUACCCCAAUCUACUGAACAACCAGUCCCCCAUCUACUAAAACCAAGCCUCCUUCUAUGAAACCCUAGCCCUCCUUCUACUAAACCCUAGCCCCCUUCUACUAAACCCUAGCCCCCUCUCCACAAAAAUCCAGCACCCUCUCUACUAAACCCCUGCCCCAUUUAAAAAAAAAAUAAUAGCCAACAAGCAGGAUCCACUCACAUUGUCUUAGCCAGUAUCCGACUCCAGAGUCCGGCCUCUGGCAUAUCCCCAAUGGCGUCGUCCGCACCCUGUGUCAUGUGUUGUGCUCAUCUAUGUGCCUCCAGGUCCUCUACUGCCCAAUUGUGGCCAUCACAACACUGAGUGCCCCCCCCCCCCAGUGCAUGGAACCCAGGGCAGACUGCCCCCCCAUUGCCCUAUUAGUAAUAAAUAUCUUUGCGGGGCUGCAAAUAUAUUAAUUUGACAUGCUUAUUAUAGAGUAUAUAGUACAGUAACACUGCAUCAAAUGUGCUUUUUGUGUUGCUGGGCAGAUUGUUACUUUUUAAUCUUUCUGCGUAUGUUUUGUUGCGCUUUUGUUACUGUUUAAGCAUCACUACCUUUAUAUACUUAUAUACAUACAGAUUUGAUUUCCUUUUAUUUAGUGCUGUUAAUUUCAUUUGUUAUAUAUAGAUGUAUUGUUUCUUUUAUCUUUCUGUGCAGCCCCUUAUCUGUAUACUUCUUGUUGAUCGUUAUACCAGUCGCUAAGUGUGGAUUGCUGCCUAUUGUUUCAUUUUUGUAUUUCGUUAUUUAUUUCACAUAUAUACAGUUUGGUUACUUUUUUUUUUUUUUAAACAAAUGAGGAUGUCUGUUUAAGGGGAAUCUAUUCUGAAAAAGGCAUUUCAUUAGGUAAUUAAAAAUGGUGUAUAAUAGAGUAGUUGUAAAAUGUUGCAUAAAAUAUAUAUUAUUUAUACUGUCUGUUCAUAUGUACAACUUUUACAUUCAUGGUCUUUGUUUGCACAUUUCUAUAUACACUAUAUCCCUCCGGAGGUUAUUCGUUUAACUAAACCCAGGUUUUAUAGGAUUAAAGUAAGGCAGCAUGGUAUGAUGAAACAUUUUUCUAGCGGAUGGUCAAAAAGAGCCAGAACUCUAACUACACUGAAUCUGUGAUAAGCACAGCUAAACUGAAGAACAUCAUAGUUUUUUUUGUAUACAAAAUGUGUUUAUCAGUCUGAAAGAAAUGUUACAGAAGUUGGAAAACAGCAAAAUUUCAUUGAUAUGAUAGUAUUGCUUUAACAGUUUAUAAAACUAUCGAUAUAAAUUAUCUGUCUAUAAUUACCACCCUUUGAUACAGAGAAAUUUAUGAUGGUAAAAUCAUUAGACAACUUUAUAGAUUCUUAGGAGAUCCAUUUGUAUGUGUUUAUGUUUAUGUUUAUUAUUACUUUGCACUACAAAAUGUACAUUACAAAACAGAAAAGACAAACUUCCCUCUAGUAGAUGUACAUAGUAAUGGAGAAGUAAUGCAGCUCUUCCCAACAGCAAGACAUGUUCACAGCAGUUUAUCUGUCAUCUCCUCUCAUGUCCCUACAAAAUGCUAACUGUCAAUUACAUCAAGAAGGUGGUGGUGGUGAAGGGGUUCUUUGAUUUAGAUAAUGUGGUACUUACAUCCACUAUACAGAUUCCACCAGAUGUUCCAGGGACACCAGUAGAACAUACUGAAAUACAGGUGCCACCUGAACCAUUUUAAUUUCUAGUUUUUAUCAAUUGAUAUUUUAAUCAAAUAGCCCUAAAAUGCCCAGUGUUCUAGAAAAUAUAUAUAUUACCUGUGCAUUUUGUAGUACAAUUAUUUGCCCAUUACCGUGCCUUUUUGGUUCAUCCAAAUUGUUUUCCUGCAUAUUUAUACAUGGACAAUGUUCAGAUGAGCUGACCACCACAUAGAUUACUUUCAGACUUGCCAAACUAAGUUUUCUUUUUUUGGACAAAGCAAUUCAGUUAAACUGAAGACUUCUUGUAACUACAGCAGAACACAAGGUCAAGGAGUUCCCCAAAACUAAGAUUCUUUAUACAGAACAGAGAAGGUGAAUAUCACUAAAAGCAUAUCUUCACACUAAAAGUGAACUAAGAAUUGGAAGUGAAAACAAUAUUUUGACAAACUGAAUAAUAUCAUGAACGUUACAGGAAAAAAAUUAAAUUCUUUGGCCAAUCUUUCAAGACAUUUAGAACCAAAUUCGUAAUUCCAAUCUGGUCCUAAAUGCUACGGCUCUUACAAGUAAAUUCUUGUCAGGAUAUCAAUUUAGAAACUCCUUCAAUAGACCAAAGUUCCUUGAAAUCAGUCCCUCUGAUGAAAAGCCCACCCUGUUGUAUUUACCAAAUUUCUGUAGACUCAAUGAGCUCCCCAACUCUGUCUGCUAGCAGUAGAUAUGGGCAAUUUGUUUUGGUCUGAAUUUAAAUUCAGACGAAUUUUGGCAAUUUGGACAUUCGGAUGCUAGAAGGGUUAGGUGUAGGGUUAGGGGUAGGAUUAGGGGUAGGGUUGGGGUUAGGGGUUAGGUUAGAGGUAGGGUUAGGAUUAGAGGUAGGGUUAGGGUUAGGGGUAAGGUUAGGCUUAAGGAAUUGACCAAGUCCCAAAGUACCAAAGUCCCGAAGUCCCAAAGUGCCAAAUUUCAGAAUUGCCAAAGCCCUGAACCAAACCGAAGUGCCGAAUUGCCAAAGUCCUAAAUUGCCAAAGUCCCGAAUUUAGGAACCUAAUUUUUUGCCCAUGCACAUCCUUAGCUAGCAUUAGGUUUUGUCAUAACAUCUGAAGACAUAUCGAUAAUUGCUAUUCCAAGAUUAAUUAUGCUGGAACUAUCAGAUCAGUUCUUCUUCUGCUUUAUAGUGGUGUAGAAAUCUGUCAGAGUAAGAUACACCGUUCCUAAAAUGUUUAAUUUUUACAGUUUAUAAACCACUAUAAUAAAUAUGACCUGGAAUUAUGGUCUGAAUGGAUGCUAAGACUCUGUAGUUUAAAGCUUCACAGAUUUCCUUCUAGAUGGAUUUUACAUUUGGGCCAGAAAUAAUAAAUACCUUUAUAUCUGAGUCCCCGAGUGACCCAGGAAGUUAUCUAAAACUAUGUUUACUAAUUUACAAGGAAAUUAAUUCUGAUAGAAAUGUAAUCAUCCAAUGAACAAGAUUCUGGGGAGUGUCCACAUUUUUGGACAACUUGAGAAUUUCUGCUAAGUAAAUCUUACAAUGCCUCUGCUACUGAAGAAUACUGUAACUACUGUUAUAAUCUUUGUUAAACACAAGGGUAGAGAAGAUAGACCUGUGGGAAGAUAAGUAAAGUACUAUUUUAUAUUUUGGAAGUAAUUUUGGUGGUCAUACACUAUCUGAAUGGUUAAAUAGGCAUCUUUCAUGUCUAUCUUUACCAUCUAAUGCUUGUAUUUUACCUGAUAAUUGAACUAUUUUAGAUUUAUUACAAUCUUACUAAAUUACUCUUUCUUUAUUUUCCUACCUGGCUUGCAAAUACUUCUCAUUGCGCUGCAUUGGGAAGUCUGUGAUUGGACAGCCACAGAAAGCCUGGGCAGAGUUAGAAGGGGAGGGCUUGCAGAGGCUUAAGACAAGAGAACUGCAGGUCUUACCGGCUGUUGUUAGAUAAAUCCAAAUGAAAUGCUCACCCUUCAUAGCAAAGGAAACCAGUUCCUCUUUCGUUCCCACAUAUGUCAGUAAUGGCAUGAGUUACUAAGUAGAGUAUUUAACCCCUUAAGGACCAAACUUCUGGAAUAAAAGGGAAUCAUGACAUGUCACACAUGUCAUGUGUCCUUAAGGGGUUGAAUACUAACCCUAGCUGCAUUUGUGGUAUCCUUGCUCCAAUUUUGCUUUACCCGUCGUCUGAAAAACAGGAAGAGGUAGAUAUGAGGCUUCAGUCACCAGCUUUUCCCUGCCACUAGAAGGAAGGCAGAUAUAGAUGAGACCAUGACCUACCUCAACCCAUUUAUAAUGAGUCACAGAACUUCAAAGUCAUAUCAGAUUUUACAAAUGAGCCAUGCUCUUUAGAGUGUGGCUGUCAUAUAAGAUUCCAAGGGGUAUUUGCCCAAUGUGCCCUUUGGCCAUUCCAGCCUAGGUGAGUCUGCCACCUGCUUUGAGUCUAUAACUCCACAAUUUGGGGAUAAUUCAUGGAGUGGACGAAGUCGGUUAUAAAUUGCUCAUAUAGUAAUUCAGCAGAUCUAGACUAAGAAAUAACCUGUCAUGUUCAGAGGACAAGAGUAAAAUAAUAGGACAUCUGUGACUGUAGAAAUGAUUUUAAAAUAGAACACAAUUAGGGAACUAAGAGUAGAGGUUUUAUUUUGUUUUGCAGGCAUUUUUCAUAUUUACCAGGAACCUUUAACCAUCUGAACCAAGUGUGUAUGUUAAUGUGUCCUUUAUCAAUGAGUCACAGGAGAAGUUACAGUGCACCUACCAACACAAAACCAUGAAAAUGCAUAUUUAUACUAUUCACACCAUUAACAAAUGUAUAGAUCAAAUGUUAUUGAAUAUCAAAGAGUCUAGACUAGAGUUUAUCUCUACUCUAUUGACAUUUAAACUACAGUUAUGUCAAUCAUCAUGCUGCACGUGGAUGCAAGCUAACCACUGAACAGGCCGGAAGCCACCUCAAGUAUCAGUAUGAGAAUCAAACUCUACACAUUUACAGGGUUCUCACAAACACAUUGUAUACAGUAGAUUUAAUUUUUACACCCUACCUCAUGAGAACUUCACUAUCCACACAUUUGAGAAUGCUAGAUGUUGAUCCACGUCACAAUUACAAAACUGGGUCAUUUUACAAAUGCACAUUUGUCAAUCUGAAUAAUUUAAAAAUACUUGUGAAUCUGUAUUUGCACGUAGUUUAUGAUCUAGGUUUCCACAAUGUACUGAUUUAAAUCCUUCCUACCAUCCAUGUCAACACAUGAGCUUAAUUGCAAUUAUGCAUCAAAAAUGAAACAUAGAAAAAUUCACCUAUUGUAUAUUAUUGAAUGUUUACAUGAAGUUCUGAAAUUUGCAUUCCCAAACAUAGCUGCAGAAUGGUUGCAUAAACCUAUAGAGAAGCUGAUUGCGAUAACAGCAAGUUAUAGAGAGAUGACAAAUUAACUGCAAAAAAAUAGAUUACAUUUUGAAAAAAACAACUCUACAAAAAUUCAUCUUUUUGUUAGAGUUAGCACAAUGAACAUGAAAAACCAAUAUGUAUUUUAUUUUUAUUUUUUUGCACACAUAUCAUUUACAUUUCUAAAGUUAAAUAAGACAUAAAUAGUUAGGUUUCUCCCGUCUUCAUUUGCCUGUCUUGGCCCAGUGAAGCAGAAUUACCAUAUCCCGCUAGCCAGUCAGGUGUGAAUUUGCUUCCUGUCACAAAUCUUUUUGCAAAUCAUACACGGUUUUCACAAUAGAUGAGAAGUUAAAACAAUUCAUGUAUAUGUAUAUCUUCAAACCAUUUCUUUAAAUGAGGGUUUUGCAUCCUGUCAAUGUGAAAUGUUUCUUAUUUGUAGCAGAAAAACCACAUUAAAACACAAAGCAUUUACUGAGAAGUGAAAUAUUGUUUCCAUUAGCAAGCUUGGUUGCAAAGUUACAUUUCUCUGCCUUUAACUCUUUAUAGUCAGCACAGACACACUGCUUGUUUCUUUAAACAGAGAAUAGUCAAGUGAACAAACAUUAAGUGGGGGGUUUUCCAGCUUAGAGGACUGGCCAAGGCAUUUGUUGAUUUUAAAAUCAGCAAAACUAAACUCCUUUAGCAGGUUUAUUUACUAAAGUGAACAUUUAAAGUGAAUUCAAAGUAAAUUUCAAAUUUAGGAUUAAAUUACUAGACUGAAAAAAAAUCUCCAAGUCAACUAUGCUUUCAGAUUGGCUGCUUACAUUUAAAAUUCACUUUUAAUUCUCACUUUAGUGAAUAACCCUGUAGGUUUCUUCCUGGACACUCUGACAUACAGCCAGAUACACAGACACGCUCACUGACACACAUGAUGAAUACACAGACACACUGAAACACACAUACAGAUACAGACACACAGAUACACACAAUGCCACACAUGCAGAUACACAGACACGCUCACUAACACACAUGCAGAUGCAGAGACAUGCUCAUUGACACACAUGCAGAUACACACAAUGGCAUACAUGCAGAUGUAAAGACACACAGAUACAGAAACACAGAUGCAAACAAUGACAUGCACAUAGAUACACAGACAUACAGAUACACACAAUGACACAAAUAUAGAUAUACAGAUACACACGCUGACACACAUACGGGCACAUAGACAUACAGAUACAUACACUGGCAUACAUACACUUAGACACACACAUAAAUACACUGACACACAUACAGAUAGACAGAUACAAACAAUGACACAAACACAGAUACAAUGACACCCAGAUACACAAACUGACACACACAGAUACACAGACAAAUAGUACAUACAUACAGAUACAGACACUCAAAACAUACAUGCAGAUAAAAAUUUGAACCACUAGUUUCCUACCUUUUGGGUGCAUGAGGGUGGCUUUGAAAGGCUGGAGGGAGUAAUUGGCUUACUCCUCUCCCUGUCCACCCCCCUGUCAGAGCUCGCAGCUGGGUCAAUGUCAUUUGGGAGGAAGUGAAUGGCUCUCACUUCAUCCCAGUAGAGAAGAAGGUGCCUGGUCAAGAUGAUAAAGCACUGCAGAGCACAUCGGGGCCCCUCAUGGCAUAUGUCAAUCAGGUGACUCUCAGUGCAUGGGCCACCCGAUGGUCACACUCAACCUGCAGUUUCCAAUCUGUGAGGUGUUGUUGCACUGGCAGAAUCACCAUUAUACAUUUUGGGGGGGCGGGCCCCCGGGUGAACUGGAUUGUACUGCUGAGGAUACAAGUACCAUGGAUGGGAAUCCCUGAUCUAAGAGAAGAACUUAGUGACUGACUCCAACCUUGUUGCUAAAUUUACUGGAUGCAGGAAAGCCUCCAAAUUGACUAACUGAGAACGAGUAUUCAGUCUUGCUGCUGGUAAAGUAGCAACAGAGUAUCAUUGGAAUACAAUUGAAGAUUAUAUUAGCUUUAGUGUACUAAUAAUCUUAAUUUUAGUAAUGACAGGAGGCAAAUAUUUGCAUAUCUUUCUUUACUGAAAACUCCAGCAGCAUAGAAACAGUAACAAACCAAUCAGAGAAAAGAUAUGGUGCCCAUAUAAGGCCCUGUCUAUGACAUCACUUCCUCUUUCUUUGAAGCGAAUGAUAAACAACAACAACAUAAACAUAGUCCGUUAACAUUCCAACAAACGUAGCAGAUAAACCAGUUCCGGCAAUUCCAUGGUCAAACGGUAUGGAAGGUGAAACUUUGUUCCGUAGAGAAGACGUUCAUGCUGAAAGAAAAAGAAAAAAGUGAAAGGUUUCUGAGGUGGCAACGUGCCCACAUAACAUGAAUAUUACGAAAACUGUAGUACAUCCCAGAGUAUAUAAUACUGUGAAAAAUAGUCAAAUAUUCAAAUAAAUAAACCUGCAAGCUACGACAUGCUAUAAGGAGAAACAUCAUAUAGUGCAAAGAGAACGACCAAAAAUACAACUACGGUACCGAACAUGUGUACUCCUAAGAGGUAGUACAAUAGCAACAUGUAUGUCUUCCUGAACACCGAACCACAAACUGUAUAGUAUAAACUCACCUGGGUGGGAUCCAACGGGCGGGAAAUAUUCGCCUCCUGUCAUUACUAAAAUUAAGAUUAUUAGUACACUAAAGCUAAUAUAAUCUUCAAUUUUACCACAUGACAGGAGGCUUCAUAUUUGCAUUUUUAAAGCUUAGCUCUGACCAGUGUGAAGGAAGCGUGAGAGGAGUGACGGAAAUAGAACGUCCUAAACGUACUCUCCCGUGUCCAGUCCGCGCAACGCAUGAUGUCGGUUAGGGAGGCGCCUGCCAAGAAGGCUUGGGAUGCUGCCGCCCCUCUGACCGAAUGCGCUCCGAAGCCGGAGUCGACUCCUGCUAACCUUAAAAGCCAGCGAACCCAUCUGGCCAGGGUCGUAGUAGACACUGGUCCGUGAGGCUUUACGUAAGAGAUUAGUAGCUGACCCGUCGGGGAACGCCGAAGGGUGGCCGUGAUUUCCGUAUAACUCAACAGUGUCUUGACCACACAUAGCUUGGGGUCGGAAUCAAAAUACGGAUAAGUCACCGAGGACGAAUCCGAUUUAGUCCGUCUUGAUAUGGAAAAGGCGACUCCCUCCGGGGUGAGGGAGAAACCGUCCACGUCAAACGCCCUAAUGUCAGACACCCGUCGGAAAGAGACGAGGCAUAGCAAAAGGGCCAGUUUAGCUGAAAGCUGUAUCAGUGAUAGAAACGGGUUGUCCGGCCAGCCCCGGAGGAAAUCCAGCACCCCAUUAACUUGCCAGAGGUUGGAAUACUUGGGCGCUGGGGGCCUCGUCAGUCUGGCGCCCCGCAGUAGACGACAUACCAGCGGGUCUUGACCCACUGGCCUGCCCUGUACUGGGACGUGCGCCGUUGAAAUAGCCGAUCUGAUCACGUUAAGGGAUCUAUACGAUCGACCCGUCGAGAAAAGAUGAGCGAGAUAGUUGAGGAUCAGUGGGACAGAGGCAGUAAAGGGAUCGGAAUCCCUCUCCAUGCACCAAUCACUCCAGGCUGACCAAGCGGAGAUAUAACAUCUCCUGGUGCCAGGAGCCCAUGAGUCCCACAGUAGGUCUUUAGUAGAUUGCGAUAGGCCGUGGACCGACCAGGAGCCCCUGAAAUCAUCCAGGCCACCAGUUCCAGUUGUCCUUCCAGGACGAGGGGAUGGAGUUCCCCCCGAGGUCCCGACAGGAGGAGUGGAACGGUUGGAAGCAGAAUGGGAUGGUCGUGGGACAUCUCCAGGAGGUCCGGGAACCACGGUUGACUCUGCCAGAGAGGUGCUAUGAGCAGGAUCGAAAUCCUGUGAGUGCGUGUGUACCGCAGCACUCGUGGAAUCAUAGAGAAUGGAGGGAAGGCGUAGGCCCCGUGAGAGGGCCAGUCCUGAAGGAAUGCGUCCGCUGCUUCGGACAUCGGGUCCGGGAGCCAGCUGUAGUAUUUUUGAAGUUGGUGGUUGGUCCUGGAGGCGAACAAGUCUAUUGAUAGUGGACCCUUCUGUCGCCGUAGUGUCCGAAAUAUUUCCUCGUUGAGUUUCCAAUCGCUGGUGUCUCUCCAGUGUCAGGAGAACCAGUCCGCCGUCAGGUUGGAGACUCCUGGGAGGUAUUCCGCCUGUAUCGUGAUGUUCCUCCGCAGGCAGAAACUGUAAAUGUCCUUCGUGGCUUCGGUCAGGUCUUUUGACCUCGCCCCGCCUAGGCGGUUGAUGUAUUGCACCGCCGAGAUGUUGUCCAUGCGGAGUAGGAUACAACAAUUCGACUUGUCCUUGGCCAGACUGCGGAUGGUGAAGGAACCUGCGAUCAACUCCAGGCAGUUGAUGUGUAGGUUGGUUUCCUCUCCCUGCCAUGGGCCCCCCGUGGAGGCAUCCGAGCAGUGGGCGCCCCAUCCCCACAAGCUGGCGUCCGAUUCCACGAUGAAGUCCGGGGAGGGGGCGAAGAUCGCCUUGUCCAGGCUUGUAUGUGAAGUAACCACCAUCGCAGUUCCGACCUCACCUCCGGAGUGAGUGGAAUCCAGUGGUCGUAGGAAUGACCGGCACGCAGAUAUCCCGCUUUUAGCCGUUGCAUGGCCCUGUAGUGUAGGGGGCCCGGGAAUAUCGCCUGUAUGGAUGAGGACAGGAGUCCCACAAUCCGAGCGAGCAUCCUGAGCGGUAUCGUGUCCAUCCGCAAAGUCCGCCUGAUUUCCUUCCUUAUUGAGGCAAUCUUUUUCGAGGGAAGGCUGAGCACGCAUUCCCUCGAAUCGAUGUCGAAGCCCAGGAACUGUACUGACUGGGAUGGUGAGAGAGACGACUUCUGUCUGUUCACUACGAACCCCAGAGAUUCUAGCAAGUGAACUACAAAUGUCGUCUGCGAUCGUAGUCUGGAGACGGCUUCGCAGAAAAUCAGCAAAUCGUCCAGAUAUACGAGACACCGUAUGCCCCUUGUGCAGAGGUGAGCCAUCACUGGUCUCAGCAGCUUCGUGAAACACCACGGGGCCGAGCUGAGACCGAAUGGUAGGCACGUAAACUGGCACACCCGCCCUCUCCAUCGGAAACGAAGGAACUGACGGUAGUGCCUGUCCACCGGAACCGUAAGGUACGCGUCCUUGAGGUCCAGGCACGUAAACCAGUCGUUCUUGACGAGGAGGUCUUGUAGAAGGUGGAUUCCUUCCAUCUUGAAGUGUCUGUAGAUUACGAAAGAGUUUAGUUGUCGGAGGUUGAUAACCGGCCGGUAUUCGCCCGUCUUUUUCUUGACCAAGAAGAUGUUGCUCAUGAAGCCUCCCCUGUCUAGUGCGUAUUGAAUCGCGCCCUUUUCGAAGAGUGCGUGGACCUCUUCGUCCACCAGGCGGUUUUGUUCUGACGACAUGUGGAUCUGGGGAGGGGGGGUGGUUUGGACGGGUUGUGCGGCAAAUUCUAUUACGAAACCGCGUACCGUCUGUAGGACCCAGGCGUCCCUGGUAAUCAGCUCCCAGUUCUGGAAGAAAAAAGAUAGGUUGCCAGCAAUAAACUUUGGUGCAUCGGUGUGUAUAGAGGGACUCACCAUUGGUAAAGCGGCCGCGUCCACGGCCUCUGACACCUCUGGUCCUCCCAGUUCCUCGAAAUGUUGAGGGUCUUUGUGAUGAAGAGGGGAAGAAAUUUGAGGCUUGCGGGUAUGAUCUGGAACCUGAGGCCCAAAAUCGGCUGGUGGCACGGCUCCGUUGCCGACCAGCCCUUCCAAAAACACCUCUAGUAGAUGGGGUGUGGAACACCUGUUUGAGAGAGGUUUGGGCCUUGUUUAAGGUGGUGAAGAGGUUCACAUGACGUUUGAGUUCCAAGAUGAAGGCAUCACCAAACAACAAGCCCUGGGCUUUCGGUCCAAAUUCUUUAGCCCCGAGAUCUAGAAGCUUGCUGUCGAUACGUAUCAGAGCCGACCUGCGUCUCUCGAUGCAAAGGGCGGCGUUGGCGUUGCCCAGUAGGCACACCGUGCGUUGAGCCCAUUCUCGUAUGACGUGUGGGUCUAGCUGGGAGUCUUGGCUGAGGGCUAGGUCAGCAAAGUAUAGCAUCUUGGCGAUGGGGCCGAGCAAAUCCAGCACCUUGUCCUGUGCCGCUUUCAUGCCUUUCUCCACCCCUUUGCGCGGGUCCCUGCCCGUGCGUGACAUGAAGACCACCAUCGUGUCAUCGAAUUCGGGUGUCAGUGCCACCUUAUCGGGAAUUAGUGGUCUGGGGCAUUCAGCCCUGAGGCGCGCCCGUACCUCUUUUUCCAGCGGUUUGCGCAGCCAGUAGUGAAUAAACUUCGUCAAGUGCUCCGGCAGUGUCCAUUCUGAGGACCGUGGGUGCCGGAUGGUACGUGGGUCGAAUAGUAGUGUCCCCUGGUCGUCCACGAAAGCACCGUCUUCGGCCUGAGUGGUGUGGUGGUCUCCGCCGGGUUCCGUGUCCCGGCUGUCUACGAAGGUCUCAUUGACGUAUUUCGAUGAGGUGGGUGGUAGGUCUUGCCACUCCUCGUCGUCCGAAUGUGAGCCGUCUCCGUGCCACUCGUCCACUACGUCCAAGGCAUGUGGGACGUAGGUGUCCUCCUUGUCCGAGGAUGGAGGUGGGAAGGGGGUGGGCUGGCGGUCCGCGUUCUUAACGCGUUUGAUGGGUAGUUUGCCCCUUGAGGGUGGACUGGAAGUCUUUCUUUGUCUCUUGGGUUUGGACAUCUCCGAGCCCGAGGCUUCUGUGCGCUCUGGUGGGCUUGUGGCUUCCCGGCUGGGGGGUAGUGCCCUCAAGAGGGCCUUUUCCACAGAAGCCGCCACGGCGGCAUUGAUCAUGGCUUGAAAGUCUUGGCUGGCUUGGGUAUCUUCCAUGAUCUGUGGUGUAAUUCGACCUAUCGGGUGAAAACAAGGUUCAGUGGACAGGUCGUGGGGAAGUCACAAGCAUGCAUAGAUCAAUUUUGUGUGCGACCGGGAUGUGUCCAGUCGGUAAAGGGUGUAUAUGUGGAGGGCUUAGUAUGCACGUCAUCAGUAAUUCAGGCUGUGCGUGAAUUUGCGUUUGAGGCGUGGGCCCUUGUGCAUAAUCUCGGGGUUUACCCCGGGUGGUGUGCCGUGGUAACCAGAGGACACCCACAUCAACUGAAAAUGGGCUGUGGCGCCCAAGCAUGCGUGACAGGGGGGGUCACCCCCGGUGGUGUGCCAUGAAAAAUACCCAGAGGACACCCACAUCAGCGUGCACCCUAGGGUGCAGUAGUAUAUUAUGACCCUGUGUAGGGUAACAGGUAUGAUUUUUCCCUUAGAAGGGUACAGUAGUGCCAAGUCCCCUGAGGGGUGGUAUAAUAUAUGUAUAUCUCUGCAGGGGUCCUUUAAAUAGUAUGUUCAGUUUAACAUUGAUUGUUAUUUUUACAGCCUGAGAGCAUCAUAAUUUGUGCAUACUUAUAUACCCUUCACAUAGAGUGGAGAGUCCUUGUGACAGUGGAAGGGUACCUAACAAUACCACUUAAAAGUAGAGACUGAGGGCUGGGGGAGACAGCAAUAAUGCCCUAAGGGCACUCCCCCGUGUUCCUUGCGGCGAUCGGGUGUUUCCCGAGCCGCCGUGUGUGAAGGCAGGGCGGCCGUCGCGGGUCUCGCGAGCCGCGAGAUCCAAGAUGGCCGCCGGCCGCGUUGUGUAAGCGCUACCCACGGCUACCUCACGGACAGCCGUGACGCCCGCGGCCUGCCAGACCGAAAAGCAAGUACAAAAUACAAGGCUAACACACUUAUGAAACAGGGGAACUGUAAAGGGAGAAAUAAAGGGACAGGAAUAGGUAGACAGGGUGUGAAUGAUAGUACAAUAGAAUAUGGCAAUAAAGAAUAAGGCAUGCGUAUAGACAGAGAGGUAACAAUUACUCUGACCUGUUGAUGGCUGGAGCAGCAAAGAAAGAGGAAGUGAUGUCAUAGACAGGGCCUUAUAUGGGCACCAUAUCUUUUCACUGAUUGGUUUGUUACUGUUUCUAUGCUGCUGGAGUUUUCAGUAAAGAAAGAUAUGCAAAUAUGAAGCCUUCUGUCAUGUGGUAAAAUUGAUGAAUAUAGGGCAAAUCUGGUGUAUCUAACAUCAUCGGUACAUUGAUGACUUUAUGCACUUGUACUGCAGAUGUACUUUUACAUUACUUUCCAAUACACCUCAGAUUAGUAAAUCUCUCAUAUCUUUUUUUUAAAAAAACCAGCGUACAUAUUCUUCUCACAUACAAUUGUUUUUAGGUACUCCAAUAAAUCAAACUGAUAAAUCCAUAAAUGUAUAUGAUGAUUUCUUGUGAAUUUAGCCAAAAUACUGCUAAUAAAAUUUGAGGCAGAAGGCAAUGAACAAAACAAAUGUACAGAUAAAAAUUAUACAAGUUUAUCUAUUUUUUUGUUAUUAAUCUAAAAUUAAAUAAUUUCUCUAAUUUUAAUGUAAAUAUGUCAUGUGAACAAACUUUGAAUUUAAUUGCUGCUUUAUUAUAAUCUACCUAGAGAUCUAUAUAUUAAUUAUCAAAUGUGAUGAAAUGCAGUGUUUGUAGAAAAGAAUCAAAAAAAAUAAAAAAAAUAGACCAAUCUGCAUUUUAUUAGCAAUAGCAGACAAAAAUAUUUCAAGUCGUAGAGGCAUAAAAUAGCAAAAUGUUUUAUGAUUUAUAAAAAUAAUGAAAAAAAAUUAAAAUAAUUACUCCAGGGAAGGCUGGUUAUAUUUUGGCCUAAAGGCAAGUACAAACAAGUGGUCACGUUUUUUACGUACUAAACCUAUUGAGGUGACUGCAGAGGUUUCGGGCGGGAGAUCUGAUGCAGACUUGAGUCCUUACUGGGCCCUCAAAAGUCUUGGAUCUCCAAAAUGCACUUUACAAUUUACAAUCCCUGGUGACUACCGGGGACUCGGGCGAUGCAAAGCUCUCAUUUUCUGCCACUAUAGAUCUUGUGUAAUGGCUCAAGGGAGUUCUGGGCAGUUAGAAGAUUGCUACUAAGAUUGCUAGUUACCACUGCAACACUUAUACUAUGAGUCCAGAGCUCGUAUGAGCCAUUGUGUGAAGUAUGCGGUGGCACAUUGAACCACCAGGGAAUGCUGUGAUGCAAGAUAGGUCAUCUUGGAUGUAAAAACCCAAGGGCAGCAUACAGAAUAUUUGAUAGAGUCCUAACCUCAACAUCUUAAGGAAAGGGAUUUAGGGGUAAUUAUUUCAGAUGAUUUAAAGGUAGGUAGACAAUGUAAUAGAACAGAAGGAAAUGAUAGCAGAAUGCUUGGUUGUAUAGGGAGAGGUAUUAGCAGUAGGAAAAGGAAAGUGCUCAAGCCAUUGUAUAGAACACUGGUGAGACCUUACUUGAAGUAUUGUACGCAGACCGUAUCUCCAGAAGGAUAUUGAUACUUUAGAGAGAGUUCAGAGAAGGGCCAAUAAACUGGUUCAUGAAUUGCAGGAUAAAACUUACAAGUAAAGGUUAAGGUAUCUUAAAGGGACACUCCAGGCAGCCCUUUUUACUCACCUGGUUCCAGCGCCGGGAGCCUCGUGAAACCGCUUUGCCGCACAUGCGCACAUACUUCAUAGGGCGGCAAUCAUGCGCGAGGUGUGCGUGGCCGUGAGCUGAGCUGACUGACAGCUCAGCUCGUGGUCUUUGCCCGCCCCCUCUCCUCUGGUGACAGGCAGGAGAGAGAAGGCACGCACACAGUGCCUUCUCUCUCCUGCACACGUCAGACGUAUUUUAAUAUAUCUGACGUGUACAUGGCCUUUUUAGGGCCAUACAUGAUAGGAAGCCCUCUGGUGGCCGUCUGAGUGACAACCACUGGAGGUAUUCCUAUCAAUCAAUGUAAACACUGUAUUUUCUCUGAAAAUACAAUGUUUACAUUAGAUUGCCUGCAGGGAGCUAUAGAUCUCACCUCAACAACCACAUUAAGCUGUAGUUGUUCAAGUGACUAUAGUGUCCCUUUAACAUGUAUAGCUUGGAGGAAAGACGAGACAGGAGGGAUAUGAUAGAAACAUUUAAAUGCAUAAAGGGAAUCAACACAGUAAAGGAGGAGACUAUAUUUAAAAGAAGAAAAACUACCACAACAAGAGGAUAUAGUCUUAAAUUAGAGGGGCAAAGGUUUAAAAAUAAUAUCAGGAAGUAUUACUUUACUGAGAGGGUAGUGAAUGCAUGGAAUAGCCUUUCAGCUGAAUUGGUAGAAGUUAACACAGUGAAGGAGUUUAAGCAUGCGUGGGAUAGGCAUAAGGCUAUCUUACAUCUAAGAUAAGGCCAGGACUAAUGAAAGUAUUUAGAAAAUUAUUCAGACUAGAUGGGCUGAAUGGUUCUUAUCUGGCGUCACAUUCUAUGUUUCUAUGUUUCUAUGUCCACCUUCCCUGCCUCAAGAUAACUAGAGGUAGGGUUGAAUAAACUGUUUUUUUUGUCUUUUUUAAUAAAAAUUGUUUUAAAAGGUUAUAUAUGUAUACAUGUAUAAGUAUAUGAGGGCCUCACACUCAAUAUCUCAAAGUGGUCCUUUUCUGGGUAUCAAGCAACAAAUAUAACAGUAUAGAAUGAGAGAAUUCACUGAACUGUAUUUAAAGUGUAACCAGCUGAUUUUAUUUCAACAGCAUAGCACAGGUUUGCAAAUAAAGUUAGAUCACCAUUUCAGUCCCUUACUGGGUCUUGAUGAAAGUCAUCACUAGGAAUUAAAAGUUGACCCUAUACUGAUGUGAAAAAUGAAUUUUUAAGUGUAAUUAAUUUAAGUUCAUCAAAUGCACUUCAGUUUAAGCCCUAUCACAGCCCCCUCUGCACACACUGCAUCCAUGAUCCCAUAAUAGACUCAUACACACGCACAGACACACAUACACACAAUGCAUCCCCAGCACACAGUGCAUCACCAUCAAAAACACACUACCUCCCCUUCACACCUACACAACAUCACACACGCACACGCACACACACACACACACUAAUUACUAUACAGUUGCAACUAGUUGGACAGAUACAUUUUGUUAAUUUUAAAGUGCUCCCAAUCACGUACAGAUGGGUAUUAUUAUCAUCAGGCAGGCUUAAUUCGAUUCAACAAGGAAUCUAACACACUGUAGAUGUAUCAAUACCAUAGAUAUUAUUGCCACAAAUAUAAUUUUCUUACAAAUAAACAAUAUAGAAUAAAAUUUUGAUGUAAAAUUGGGGAUUUUUUUCGUGACUUGUGUUCUGCGUCUCCAAUUGUUGAUGUAAUUCUGAAUGUUGCAAUUUUAGCUAAUAAGAUGUUUAUUGACAUUCGAAAUGAGGAACUGACUAAUAAAUAGAGUUUAGGACGGGUGCACAGAAAACCAAAAACUAACUGUUUUUGAAACAGUUUAUAUUACAUUAUCAGAAUUUUAACAACUGUGAAUUUUAAUUUUGCUUGAACAUACGGAAAUCAUUUUGUAUAUAUAAAUAUUCUGAACCCAGCUGAAAAAUAAACUGUUCCCAAACAUAUAUCUGAGGAUAAAAGAAUACGACAUGCUAUGUUACCAAAAUGUACUACAAUAAAGCUGAAUAGGGCACAUGAUUCAUUGAAAGGAGCUUUGCCCAGAGCAGAAUUAAAGGGACACUGUAGGAACCCAUACCACUUCAGCUAAUUGAAGUGGUCUGGGUGCAUUGUCCCUUUUGCACUUAGUGCUGCAAUGUAAAACAUUGCAGUUCCUUAGAAAUGGCAAUGUUUACAUUGCAUUUCUAAGUAUGCCCUCAAUGGCUGUCUACCAGACAGUCACUAGAGGGCUUCCUGAAUUUAAACGGACCUUUGGGGCUCUGCAUGAGGACCUCCAGCGUUAGAUUUUUCCCCGUAGGAAAGCAUUGAUUCAAUGCUUUCCUAUGGGGAGGUCUAAUGCGCAUAACACCCUGCUCUUUGCGGGAUGGAGAAGGGGGUGUUAAAGAUUUUUAACCCAUUAUUUGCCGGGGAAGGAGGGCUCCAGGGAGGGGGGCAGGCUGGGGGAGCAAUAGCUUUCUAUUCCUGGCAUUAAGUUAUACCUUUUACCAUAAGGCAAUGCCUGGGGCUUUGGGGUUGCACAGGGGCCACAGAACCAUGAAUGUGCAUGGCCCUAUUAACCAUUCCUAUGUGAAGAAUGAAGGGGUGGCCCCAAGCUGAUGACCUCCCUAGAGCCCUGUGAGAUCUUAAUCCUUCUUUGGCUAAAACAUGAAGGUAAUUCUGCUUGUUAUUGACAUUCUGUGUAUCUCAAUCUAUGCAGUGUUUAGUUAAUACUGAAGGCAACCAGCAUAUUGUUCAUCCCUAUGCAAAAUCGCACAAUAUUAUGGAAGGGACUGAAGCAAGGCAUUCCCCCUCUGCAUCCACCAAAGUAUUGCAGCUAGUACUUAAGAUAGAUCAGAAUUAGUGGAACAUUGUAUUAAAAUGUGGGGGAAGAUGUUCUAGGAACCAUGGACUAAUGAGAAGAUAGGAGGAACACAAUUUGUAAACAUUAAUUCCGUUGUUUUUUCCCCAUAGUUGUCUCUACAACGUUCUAGUAGCUUUAAGGAUUUCGGAAAAUCAAAGCCAAGUUCACCCAUUGUGACUGACAAAGAGUUCAACUUGGAGAAUGACGUGAGUCCACCUUAUUCCAUUUUACUGUAAUCUUUCUGUGAGUCUGUAAGUGUAAUAUAUUACAGUAAAGAGAAUUUGGUAUCCAAAUAGCAAAUAUUCCUCUUAUAUAUUAUCUUAAUUUCCUCUUUUUUUGUUUGUUGACAUGACGUGAUAAAAUGAAAUAAAUCCCCAUCCUGGAACUACCCUUGAAUUUGACCUUUUUCAAUACCUUCUCUGCUUUUGUCAGCUGCUAGACUAUGUGUCACUACUUUCUACUCCCUGUAAUCCCUUUCCUACCAAUCAUCUCCCCUUGUUAUACUACUAAUUUCUUGUUAUUUUUAAUUACUGCAUGUUUCAUUUUGUAUUAUACUAUGUAUAAUGCAUUGUACGUAUAUGUACUGUACAUUUUUAAAAAGUAUUUAAAAUAUUAAGUAACACAUAUAAGUAAUAAUAAGGUCUUCAAGAAGUGAUAAUUAACACAUGGCAAUCCAGCUAAUUUAAGGCAUAUCUUCUUGUGAGUAAUCUGCAGGGGAAACUAUGUCACAAAUAUAGAAACAUGAAUUUUGUUUCUUGCCUGUGAAAGUUAUAUUCCAAAGCUAGGCUUUAAGGAGUUCUCUUUGAUCCCUUAGCCCAAGGCGACUAGGAGGGGGUGACAUUUUACUAUCAUACCCAGGGUGAAUUGCCAUCAUGGUGCAAUUUACCCAAGUUAGGGCAGCAAGAUGCCACACUCCUGUAGGUACCACCAGCCAUGUUCCAGCAGGGACCUGCCCAGGCAUACCACUCAGUGUUUCUGUGUGUGUAUAUAUAUAUAUUUUUUUUAUUUAUUUAUUUUUUUUAAUGUAGCUCUAAGGACUCUUCACUCAGGCACUGGGUGAUGUCUAUGCUAUAACAUGUUCUAUUCUUGUCCCCUCCUCACAGGACCUGGUAAAUAGCAUGGAGAGUCUGGAUAGAGCAGAAUUAUCACUCCUACACUGUUCGGUCAAACUACAAAAGAGAAAGUAGUGGUGCGAGUCACAACUGGAGACAGGCACAAAAGAGGACAUGAGGACAUAGAUAAAAAGGGGGACCAAUGGGGUAUAGAUACAAUGGGGAGGAAAGGGAACUGGGACAAAGGGGAACAUGAGGACAUAGACAAAACUGGACAAGGGGGCACAGGCACAAGGGCAAACAGAAAUAUAUAGACACAAGGGGGGCAAAGGAACUUGGAGAGGACAAAAGAAAUGUAGGGAGUAAGGGGUCGUAGACACAAAAGAGGAAACAUCUUCUUGGACAAUGUCUUUAGUAGGCCUUGCUAUAUUCCCAAAGCCAUCUGUAUUUUUACAUGAAUUUGGUACUCAUUUUUAGAGUAAACUCUGGUAUUAUGGUCCAUAUUUCAGAAGGAAUUGGUUCAUUGACUGUUCUUCUAAAUCCUUUUUACAUUUUUAUUACGAGAAAGGUAUGGGAGCUAGAUACUUUUAAAACAUAAGUCAAAGGGUGUGUAAUAUUUUUGCUGUAUAAAGCCAACAUGCUAUAUAAUUAGACGUAUUUUAUUCUCAGAUUCCAGAGGAUGAUGCUGGGGUUGGAACUCAGGGAUCAGAAGACACUAAACACAGUGGAGGCAAGCUAAGUAAAAAAUGGAGAGCUGUCAUUUCCCGAACAAUGAAUAGGAAAAUGGGAAAAAACGUUAUGAAAGCAAUGGCUGAUGAAAUAGUGAGUUUAAAAAAUAAAUAAAAUUUAACCAGUUUCUUAAAGGGACAAAAACAGUGACCACAUUCUAUGAUUGUAUGUUUCCCAUAAUUAUGAUUAAUUAGGGUCAAUUUGGAAUAUUAAAGUAAUCUUGAAAAUCUAUAAAAAAAAAUUCAACUAAUAAAUAUAACUUUAAAAAAUGAAGGGUAACUGUACCUAAAUUUAUUUUUUCAUUAUUUUAAUUUGGGACUGGCUGAAUUACAUGUUUAUUAAACAACAUUCCAAAAUUUUAAAUAGGGUUACAGUACAAACACACAUCUAUUAUGAUUAUACCAUUAACAGCAUUUUACUGGGCUCUGCAAAUGCAAUGCCUCUUGUUUUACAUGUGAUCUAUAUAGUUUUUUGCAAGAAACACUAUUGGUGCUACAUCCCCCACUCUUAUGCAGACACAUACUAUAUUUAUUUAAGUGAAGAUAUCUUUAAUUAUUCUACCCCACACAAUUCUUGAUGCUAUCGAUAGAGUAUUUCCAUUGUAAUUUACUCAUUAGAUUGGCAGAAUCUGCUAAGAAUGUCUAAAUCUGUGGUCACUUAUCUCUCUUGUAUCUAACACAACCAGUGAUCCACAUUCCCAGAUAUAAAAAAAAAAUAAAAUAAAUAAAAACACCAUAUAGACAAAAUGUCAAAUGGUGAAUAUUUUUUCAGCUCAGUUUCCCUACAUCAUAAGUAACGAUGUUGUCACCUAUUCAGCGUGGAAGUGCAAACAAUUAUUCUAUGUGCAUUAUUAUUAUUAUUAUUGCCAGCAGAUCUGGGCUCAUUACACACCUUCGUAUAUAUGCUAACCCAUUUUUAUAUUCUUUUGAAUACCUGAUUAUUUUGGAAAAUGAUUUGUAAAUGUAGUUUUCAAUUCACAACAAUUCAUGUCUUUAAUUAUUAUUAAAGAAUGCAAUAUACGCUCUGUUCCUGUUCCUGUUUUAACUUCAUUCCUUGUAUUUCUUUUUUUUUUUUUUUAAAUAACACAGAUGGAUCAACAUGAUCCUUCAUCUCCAAUAUCUUUGGAUGGAAGUGUGGAUGGGAAUCUGGGCAGAAAACUGUCAGAUCCUGAAGAGGAUCUACAUACGCCUCUUAGCAGGCAAGCCUCUAGUGGUGAGUUUAGGAACAAAAAACCCUAUAUUUAGUAUUUAUUAAUGUCUAUUACUACAUUAAAAUGUAUGUGUAAAUAUAUAUAUAUAUAUAUAUAUAUUUCUCUCUCUCUCUCUCUGUAUAUAUAUAUAUAUAUAUAAACAGAGUAGGUAUCUUGGCACUCACCCUUUCUCCAAAAGAGGUUGAUUUAUGCCCGGGUGCAAUCCCACGUUGUGGAUAUAUAGAGAAAUAAAUCAAGAGAUGCACUCUCAGGACUUUUUAAGUGAAUAAAGAAAAAUGUAUUGCAAUAAGUAAUACAUCAAAAAAAUGACAAACGUUUCGAUCUUGAGGAAGACCCGAAGUCCUGAGAGUGCAUCUCUUGAUUUAUUUCUCUCUCUCUCUCUCUCUCUCUCUCUCUCUCUCUCUCUCUCUCUAUAUAUAUAUAUAUAUAUAUAUAUAUAUAUUCGUAUUAUUUAUUUUUUUCACUCAGUUAGUGUUUGCAGGUUAUUUAUAUGUUUCUUUUCUUUUCUUUCUUUUUUUUGUUGGGCAUCAGAGGAACAAACAGUCUUGCGCUGCCCCGACAGCAGUGGCAAGAGAAUUAGUAUACAUAGUUAAACAGUGAAAGGCAGUCAAUAUUACAGCACAUAUUUGGAGAAUAAUAAGUUUUGCAUGCAUAGAAAGACAUUUUAACAGAUAAUUACAUUAUUAAUUGUGAGCAGUUUAUCUAAAUAAUGCCAUUAGAGAGACCCUGCACGUAUUAUGAUAAAGUGGAAGAACCACGAGGAGGCUCAUUAGCUGGGCACAAAAUGCUGGCUAUGAUAGACAAAAUGCAUUUAAAAUAAAUUAAAACAAAACAAAAAAGCUGCUGCUAAAGAGUAGCUUUCCGGCAGGCACUCUGCCAUAUUAAGCAUCCCUAUUAGGGUCACCAACUCAACCUAUGCCCGCAGCGUCCAGGCAGAGUCCAGACUGGUGAAGAAGGAAUUGUAAGUCUCUCCGGGAUCCGUAUUGAGCUGUUUCCUUCCAGCGCCAGGCGUUAGCAGGAAACUUCUCCCAUUGUCCAUAGGCUUCUCUUCCCACAUCUAGGGUAAAGCUUUGAGACUCUUCUUGGUUAGUGAGAGUCCCAGUGAUCCAGAACUGGCCACUCGGUCUGCCCCAGGUUGGAGUGGGAGCAUGUUGUCGGUUUCUGUUGGUCCUACUGUUACCGAUGUCUGUUUAGUGUAAGCUUGGUGUUUCUCCCUCCGGAGAUGUGAGAUAUGCACCGGGGAGCUCCCCUGCACAUCUCUCCACCCAGGAUUGUGGUGGUGAGCUUUGGUCGCCUUGUGGCUCCGGUAAUGGCCAGGGGGUCGAUCGGGUCGCCUCUGCAGGUGUGAGAAGCGUGGUGUGGAGAUUAUUCGCCUGGUGAGGUUAGGCGUGGAUCGGUGAGUAUCAGGAGGUGAGCAUUGCAGUGAGCUAUCACCCUGCUUCCCCUCUGCACAUUGCUUGUGCCUUUCAGCUAGAUUGAGCCAAAAUAUGGUGAAGAUUUUGUCCAGGCACCUCACAGAUGUCUCCAGUAUGCCAGCACAUGAUGCAUUCGCCUUUUUCGCCAUGGCUAUUACAAGGGCCUCAGAGUACCGGGGCUUUUGCAGGGUCACAGUAUUUGAAGUUUGCCACAUAGUUUGAAGUGCCAAAAAGCAAGUGUCGAGAUAUCCCUCACCGGCAGGGGGGUAAACAGGGAUCUCUUCCACCGCUCCAUGUCAUGGCAGGAUGAUCAGUAGGGAGAUUGGCUGUUUCUCCCCAGCUGCCCCCACAUGUAGACCUCAGAGAUGGUGGCUAAAUGCCUCAAAAUGUUUUGCAGAGUGUCUCCAACAGGAAUUUGUUGGGUUAACUCGAGUGAUGGGUCAAUUUAUUUGCUUAUUUCUAUAAUUUAGCCAAGAACUCACACUAAGUGCGACCGUUCAGUAUGGCGGUCAGGCCCUGCCCCCUUAUUUAUAUGUUGCAUCCAGAAAUAAUGACAUCUAAUUCGAAGCAUAGAUACAUUUUCUAAAAAAAUAAUACUAUGUUUAUAUGAUGUAAAAAAGUAGAUUACAACACUGCUAAACAACUAUGUAAAGGAACACUAUUAUCAAAAUGUUUUAAUUGCUUAAUAUAACACUUACUUUAAAACAUGGCAUCUCAUUCUUUUUUAGAAUUCAUUUUGAAUUAUUUGAAAAAAAGUCACUUACCUCCCUUUCCCACUUCCCCUUUCUGAUAGCCAUCUACAUGCACUUUUGGUCAGUUAAGUGACUCAAAAUUCCCUAAUUUGCAACAGUUCUUUACUUUGCAUAUUGUCUGACUAAAAAAAGACAGAAAAUGCAGCAGGCAGAAAGUGGACAUGAUUUUAAUAAGUUACAGACAGUGGCAAAAUAAUAAUGUCCCCAAAACCAAGUCCCCUCAUACCGCUGCAUCACAACAGAGAACUGGAAGGAGGUCUGCUGCCUCAGGUAUGGGAGUUCCUCGACAGGACCCGAUUCAUCCCAAUCCGUAAAGCACUAAAUGCGGGAUCUACAGGACAUAAUUGGGGAGGAAGCCCUGACACACCCAGCUACAGCACUAUUACCACUAUAUCCCCAAUAGGGAACUUCUACACCGGGACCUGACCUGGUUCAAUGGUGUAUGCAUCUGUGACAGCACCCUGGAUACAGCUAUUUCGGUUCUAUACUGUCACGGUUCUUGCCACAGUAGACAGCCAGACGUGGUCACCCAUGGAGUUCCCAACAAGGGACUUGAACCGGGGAACUUCGCAGUCCUGGUCCUGCUUCCUUCCUCUGAGCCACAGCAGCUUUUGUAUUCCACAUGUCAUUCUGGUCCUGUUCAUCCUGGCAUGUCUAUUACUCUGGGGACUGUACCUUGACUUUGGAUGUGCUUCACCUGACCCUGAUCAGACAUUAGCAGGGUAUAUAAACUCAGCCUCUCCCUGUGAUCAGCAUCAAGUCUUUGAUUCUGUUGUGUGCUUUGUACCAGUGUGCCUGUCGUUUGAUCUGCUACUUGUUAUUGACCCCGGCUUCUGACUACGUUUACUCUGGCAUCCCUUGACUUCGGCUACUCCUCGUUGUUCCUGUCUUCUGGCACCCUUUGACCUCGGCUAUCCUUUGACAAUCCUGCUGUUUGAGUCCUUGCCUGUCCUGCGACUUGGUACUUCAUCCUGCACAGCCCCCGUGCACAGGCCCACAGGCCGGGUGAAUUCUUACCUGACCACCUUGGCCUGUGGCUAUCUGCAAGGGUGAGCAACAUAUAUGCGCUACAGACUCCCAACCCAGGUAAGACCCUGACAUAUACCAACACCUCCUUAUGGGAGACAAGACCGUGAAAUCCACCUUCAAGCAACGUUGGGAAGGAAUCCUGGGCAAAACUUUCACUAAAGCACAGUGGAGAAGGUGCUGAUCCUCAAUCAUAAGAGCACAAUUAGCUUGGGAUACCAGGAAACAAAUUACAAACUGCUAUCCACAUGGUACAAACCCCUGAUCUUCUACAUAGGUUCUUCCCAAACACACCUCCUACAUGUUGGAGAUGUAACACUGAUGUGGGAAUGAUAGAACAUAUCUGGUGGAGCUGCCCCAGGAUCAAGCCAUACUGAGAAAUGAUCACCGAAGCACUGACAGACAUUUUUGGGAAGCUGCACAAACUCCUUGCAGAACAAGCACUGUUGCAUCUCACACCGGCUCAUAUCCUAUAGAAAAUCGAUCCAGAGACACCUUCUAAAGGCACCCAAGUCUUUGAUACCUGCCCUCUGGAAACUGACUGACAUUCCGACGAGGGAACAGUGGCACAGUGCAUGACAAUCUCGACAGGAUUCCCAUAUGGGUAUCCCGGGCUAUCAUAUGAGUCUAUGUGGGGUGCUGAGAUAUGGUUCGACCGCUCAACCCAAUCUUAGUGGACUGACAGCAUCUUAUAACACCUUCCCGUUAAGCAUUUUUAUAUAACCGUAGUCGGGCAUACACCUAACCUCAAUUGAGACAGCAUGGCUCCUCUUGCAGUAAAUGCCUAACUUCAUAUUCAAGUAGAGGUUCGAUCACACGCUGGGUGGUCACGGACUCCAGAUCCUCGGAUGGCCCCACACAAGACACUCACUCGCACUCAUGUAGAUAAUGACAUCAGUACAUGUAUACUUUGUUUAUGUCAAUGUUCAACUAAAACUGAAUGCUAUGUCUUCGUUUGAGACCUGUGUGUCUCCAAAUGCUGGUCUUUUGAUUAUUUUUCAUGUGGUGAAAAAAUUAAUAAACAGAUUUACAACUAAUAAUAAUAAUAAUAAUAAAUGACAACUUAACUGAAGGUGCAUAAAUAUGGCUGUAAAAAAAAGAAAAGGGCGAAUGAUAUCUUCAAAGAAAUUCUAAUUUACAUAAAUUAAAAAAAAUAUGAGUUGAUAUGUUAUAACAAAGAUCUUAUUAAGAUAUUAAAACAUUUUAAUGGUAGCAUUAAUUUAAUACUUAAAUGUUCUGAAGAACUGCUGAGAUCCUGAGAAUUGGCAUUGUUUCAAAAAUAUCAGUCACAACAUACACCUGAAGACAAGCUGUUAUCUCUGCAGUAUAUCUUUAUCCUCUCAAAGUGCUAAAUCGAGAUAGGGAAUUUACCCAGAUAAUCAUAUUAAACUUUAAAAAUAAAGCCACAUUUCUAAACUGUUCCUCCGAUCUGUUAGUUCUUUCUCCACCCAUAUGACACAACACUGAUCAGGCCUCAGCACAUCCUGUCAAAUUUCCACAUCAUUUGUCUCUGUCUGUAUCACUUCCCCAUAAAAUAAUGCUGCACAAUCUGUUGUUACCUUAAAAAUAGAAAUAAUAAUACAAUCAGAACAAAAAUAAUAACAUAAGUAAUAUAACUCACUCCCUUUCAACAGACUUAAUUAUACUUACCACUGAUCAGCAUAGUAAAAAUAAAAUAAAAAAGUUUUCGUUAUUAUUGGCUAAAUUCUUGUGUAUUGCCAGUCUGUGCAAAUGCUUAGCACAAAUUGUUUAAUAUAGAAGGUUACGUUUGGUCCUCCAACCAUUGGCUGGCAGAGGAAGUUGUGGUCAAACAACAAAUUAAGGACCAACACAAGCUACCCUUACUUAUUUAUUUUUUGAUGUUGCACUCUUUGUUGUAUUGUUAUGAAAUGCGAAGUUGAAAUUUUUUAUAAAAUAAAACAUUACUUUUUAUAUAUUUGUUGGAUCUAUUUUAUUGAUCAUUUGUUUUUUUGUGCAUGCGUUUGUGUGUGUACUCUUUCCAGUAAGUUAUUUGUUUCUCCAGCUGAGACGUUAGGAACAAUCAGCCAAAGUUAUAAACGAUAAAACGGUCCCAACAGACCAAAGAAGUGAAAGACAGUGAUAAUGCUCGAAUAUAUAUCUUCCAAAUGCUCCACAAACAGUGUGGUCAAAUAUAUUAUUUAAAAGGGAAGUUACCAGGAAUUCAAAGCGAAUUAAAAAUAUAUAUAUAUUUUUUUUAGCAUAAUAACCUAUUUAGAAAAAAAAUCUGCUUUGUUUUUAGCUAUUGUGAUCUAAAAUGUAUAUUUAUACGAACAGAUGUAACCUGGGUGCUAAAUAGUUUUCAAAAUUGUUUUCAAAAUUGCUUCACACUCUGGUGUAAUCCCAAAACUCCACCAAAAAGAGAAAGUAAUGUGUGCUAGUGAGUGGAGCAAUUUAUACCAUAUAUAAGACAGAAGAAAGAGUAUAUAUAUACAAACUGGUUUCGAUUUUAAGUGUAACUUCCAGCAAUAAUGGUAUAUAUGUAAAGAAAAAAGGGAAAAAAAAGCAAUGAUAGUGCAGGUUGAUGUCAUACAAAGGGGGAGGAGCUUACAGACCACGGAGUCCAGAGGCGUUUGUUUUCUGGCAGCAGACAAUACACGAGGAGAUUCUCUAGCAGCCGAACAGGAAGAACGCCGGACGAGCAGCCUACCACCCUAAUGAUUGAACUCUGAUAGUGAGUUGACAUAUAUGUGUCAAACUCACCACCUUAUCUAGUAAGGGGCUUGUCACCCUAUUUUUUAUCAUCAUUUUUUAUUAUUCUAUUUUAUGUAUAUAUGUACUGCUUUUUCUGCAUGUGGCAGAUAAUAAAUUUAUGUCAGCUUUUUCCUAUUGGGGUUUCACCAAAUAUUUCUUAAAGUGAUACUUCACAAUUUAUGAAUUGUUAUAAGUAUAUAUGCUUAUAUAUUUUUUAUACAAUCUGCACUAUCAUUGCUUUUUUCCCCUUUUUUCUUUACAUAUAUACCAUUAUUGCUGGAAGUUACACUUAAAAUCGAAACCAGUUUGUAUAUAUAUACUCUUUCUUCUGUCUUAUAUAUGGUAUAAAUUGCUCCACUCACUAGCACACAUUAAAAUGUAUAUUUAUCUUUUAAUUACUGACAAUGUACACUUUGCGGAAUAAAAUUAUAUAGAAUGCUUAUCAUACUGAUUAUUUUUAUCUGUAACUGUUAGCAUUACAAACGGUGGUUCAUGCAUUUUUAUCCUUCACAUGGUAGAUCUUACCUAACUUUUUUAUGUUUUGACACAGGCAGUGAGGUAUGGAGCCCAUCUUAUAUGUCAAACAACAGAGACAGUAUGAAUGUAGAAAACAUGUCACCUCCGUAUACUGGACCAUUCUGUGGGAAAGCGAAGGUCCACACAGACUUUAUUCCAAGUCCUUAUGAAAGAGACUCACUCAAACUUUGUGUAAGAGCCUUUUCAUAUAUCUCCUUUACAGGGAAAAUGUUGACCAUUUUCUUGAAAAUUUAUUACCAAUCUGAAUGCAAUUUGAAUAUUUUCAAACUCUAUCUUACCCAGUGUCUUUUCAAGAACAAGCUAGUUUGCCAAGUAGGUAUCCCAAGCUGAUAGAAAAGACAGUGGUGACUUACUCCACACUCCAAUGAAACAUCUAGGGGUACAUUACACUAUAUAAUUCUAUAUUUAUUGACAUGCUAGUUGUCACCAAUGAGCUCUUAACAAGUGUCGACGCAAUCAUAUCUCUUCUGUUCUUAAACCUGUCCAUAGCACCACAACAGUUUUGUAAUGGGCUGCAAUCCUUAGAGAACGAUACCCAUUGCUGCCAUGGUCAUAUUGCCAAUAAUGCCACUGUGGUUUUUGAAUUUAGUAUUGUUAGAAUGCAGCAAUUUUUUUAUAUAUUAUAUAUAAUAAAAUAAUAUUAUAUAUUAUACUGCGAUGCCUGGUUUUUCAACAGUAUACACAUUUAAAAAUGUGUCAGGAUACGCUAACACCCAACAUGCAGAACCUAAGUAACAAAUAUAUAUAAACAAAGAAACCUUAGAACGUAUAAUGGGAAGUUAGAUUGGCUGGAUUUAAUGUUAAUAUAGAGAACAGACAGGCGUAGGUCAGGGAAAUAAAAUGUACAUACAGUAGACAAGCCAAAAGUCAACGGAUACAGAUGUCAGAAUAGUCAAAGAACAAGCCAAGGUCAAAAUACAAAAGAAUAAAUAGAAAUAACCUGCUCAUUGAUAAACAAACUUGAAACCAUGAAUAAUUAAAUAGCUAAAUGAGGGCUCUGAUUGGCCCACAGAUGUCAUCUGACUUCAACAUGACAAUGCAAGCAUGUUUGCUAGUGUCAGAAAUGUGGAGGACCUAAGAAGCCUUAAAAGACUCUGGCACUCUAAUAGGUAAGAGGGAUAUCCGGUGCCGUUCCCACUACCACUGUGUUCCUACGGCCUAGUGGAGACGCACCACAACAAGGUGCACCCACCUUCCGAGACCAUGCAUGGACAGUAGACGUGGUGCUUUUGGAUUGACACUAUCUUCAUAAAAAAGCCACACCAGUAACUGUCAAUAAAAUGUUCACCAUUCUAAAAAGACUUGUAAGCUUAGAGGUUUAGUAUUAAGGUUACAUGUUAGGGUUAAACCUAGUAGGGGGAUAACCAUCUACUGGGUACAAUGGACUCUAAUUUCCAUUAUUUUCAGCCAGAAGAAUGUUAUUUAAAUUAAUAUUUUGUAACCAGUAUACCCCAGGUUUAAUCAAUUCAACAAGCUAAUAAUCAAUAAAUUAAUGUACCCAAAAGCUACAAAUAAAACACCUAAAUAAAUUAAAUGAAUAAAAAUAUAGCUAGGAUGAAAUUCCAUAUUUUCAUUUUUCCAAAUACAGUUUCUGACCUGCUCUUGAAUUGUAGUUCUAUGAGGUUCUUGUCACAGCAAGAUAUAUCAAAAAUACAUAAAUGUAACAACUAUUCACAAAGGUAACAUCGAAAUGAAAAGCAGCACCAGCAUGAUGAAAAAGGGCUUAGCCUGUUUGAAGGUUUGCAACAUAUCGGGCUUCCUUUACAUUAUUUUGAAUCCAGAACCUACUGAAUGCAUCCUCCUCGUGUGUCGAGUAGCAGAACACAAUGUGACUUUUGUGAAGAGAUAUUUAUAUACCGAUACCAGACAAUUAUUUUCUCAACAGAAGAACCAGGAAAAGGCUCUUCUCCCUUUUCUCCCAUGAUACAAGCUACAUGUUUAAGCCAUUGAUCUAUCUCAGCUGACAUGUUUGACACAUUUAAGUUUUUUUUGCUUUUUUUUUAGGCAUAUAAGCUGUAGAGUCAUUGUGUUGAUGUAUGAUAAGCAAUCUCUAAAUCCCAUGAAAGUUUAAUAUAUUCAAUCAUGGCAUUCUAGAGAUGAUAGAACUCUAGUAUUUAAUUUUGGUUUUCUAAGGAAAAAAUAAUAUAUCUAUUUCAGCUUCUCACACCCAGUAACAGCAUGCAUCUGCUUUAGAACUGAGAAACCAGAGAUACAAUCAAAUAAAAUAUGGCUUCACUGUGAUUAACUAUGCAUUACAAACACAUCUACCUGAUAAGUUUAAACUCUUGGUCAACUUAUUGCUCUCUUUAUUCCAGAAAGGAGACAUUAUCCACAUCAUUGAAAAGCCACCUGUGGGUACUUGGACAGGAAUGCUAAACAACAAGGUGGGAUCUUUUAAGUUUAUCUAUGUAGACAUUCUACCUGAAGAGACAGAGCAACCCAAAAAACAUAGGACACACGGAAGAAGCAAACGAUUGAAGCCAAAAUCUUUGCAGGAGCUUCUGGAACGUAUCAACAUGCAGGUUAGACCAAGACUUUCUUCAUUUUAUUUAUUUAUUACUAUUAUGAUUAGCUUUUAUAUAGCACCAACAUAUGCCACUGGCCUCUACAAUUUUAAAGGGAUACUAUAAUGCUUGGAAUACAACAAACUUGUAUUCCUAACACUAUAGCUCCCUCUGCCACCCGCCUCCCUAGCACCGAUGUCCCUUUGUGAGCUUCAAUAUGGCAUAUGGGAUUGAAUAUGUCAAAUUAAGGUGGAAAUGUGACAAUUAGUAUUGAAAUAUUGCAAAAAGAGUUCAUGAUGGCAUAUAGGGUUUUAUCCCGAUGAAUUAUGGCAAAUAGGAUGAAAAGGCUAGCAUCUAAGGGUUAAUCUCCAAGCACCAUGACCACUUCAGAUUACUAAGUGGUCAUGGCUCUUGGAGUAAAUUGGAGUAGCCCUUUGAGGUCUUUUGAUGAGACCCAUUGAUGACCCAUUGAAGCCACAAUUAGUUUCAGUAUAUUUAUUUUAUAAUAACCCUUGCUAGUGUUUGACUCUGCAUUUAUUUGUCCGCAGGAACACAUCCCGACUCUCAUGUUGAAUGGUUACCAGACAACAGAAGACUUUAAGGACCUAAAGGAAAAUCACCUGAUUGAGUUGAACAUCACAGAUCCACAAGACAGGGUGAAACUUCUUACUGCUGCAGAAUUCCUGUUGGACUAUGAUAGUAAGAAACUAAUCUGUAAUCCUAAUGAGCAUGAUUUUAGUUUCCAAUUUUAUCUAGAUUAAAUCUCAGCACAGAUUCCUGUGAACCUAAAUUCAGGUUAGAGGAAGGUCCUAGGAUAAGUAAUGCAUCACUAUUCUGUCACAUAUGGGCGUAACAUCCAAGAACACACCACCUAUAAUAGGAAGGCUGUUCUGAUGUCCUGCACAAGUGUUCUAGUGUUCAGUGAUCCAAAUACUAAUAGCUAUUUAUUUUUGAAUAAUAAACUCACUUUGAAGAUUGUGUUAGUUAUCCAGUGUUGCUAACUACUAUGCUGAUAAACAUGCAUUCUCUAUAAAAAAGUUCUAGUUUGUCCUGCAUUAAUUAGGGCAAUUGAUAACCCAACCCUCGUCUUCCAUCCGCUUCCCAAAUUUUUUACCCUUCUAUUGCUCAUUUCUAUUUCUCCAUCCUUCCCCUUUUUAUUGUUAUGCUGAUCUGAUGUUUUAUUUUUGUUAUUUUUUUAAUAUUCUUUUUACAUUGUUACUAUCAAUACAAAAUCAAGUUAUUCCAAUGAAAAAAGGACACAAUGCUUCAAUUACCCAUUAUGUUCUCCACAAGAUAAAUAGGCUCCUGAGAACUUCCUGCAGACACUAGGCCAGGGGUAGGCAACCUUUGGCAUGCCAUAAUGCUCUUACAGUCAUAAUACUGGCAAAGCAUUAUGGCAGAUGUAGUCCAAAACAUCUGGAGUACUGAAGGUUGCCUAUCCAUGUGCAUGUCCAAAAGGUAGACUUGUGCAAGUCCAAAAAAAAAUUGGUUUGGUAGAAUCAUUUCUUCUGGAAAAAAAAUUACAUUGUGUUGGUCGAUUCAGGAUUCAUUUUGGUGGAGUUUGGGCAAAUUUCGUCCAUACAAUAAUCUCUGGAAAAGCAAUUUGAACCACAAGGCGCAAAAAACGGCAGGCACAUUUUCUUGCCAUUUGGUUCACAGAUCAAGUGAGAAGAAGAAACCAAGAGAGGAAAAAAAGUGGAGGAGCAAUAAUUCUUUAAUAAAAAAUCAAAUAUUUACAUAUAUAAAUAUAUAUUUAUUUAUUUUUACUGCAAUAUUUUCCCCUCUUUUGAUCACUUUGGUCAGUUCUUUUUCCCAUCAAUCUCUCUUUUUGGCUUCACAGAUCAGAACUCAGAAUCACUAAUGAAAUGAAACUGAUUCGUCUAUAUAGCAUUUCGAAGUUAUGAAAUUCAUAAAGUUCAGAGUACUGGCUAAUCUAAUGCUUUUCCAACAACAGCUUAGUAUUCAACUUCAGUAUAUGUUUUAAAUUCUCACAGGCAAGCUAGACAUAAUGUAAAAUGUAAACAUGAUGUAUUCCCUGUUUGUAAAGUCACUUAAGAUUUGAUUUCUACGUUGCAGCUGGCAGUGAAUCGGAAGAUUUGACAGAGCAGUGUUCUUUGAACCAAAUCUUUCAUAUUCCUCGAGAUUCUGGCUGCUACGAAGACCAAGAUAAUCUUGACAACAGCCGAGACGAGACGGAUUUAGGAAACAUAGAGGAGAACUUGCAGAAAUUAUCAAUGGAUGAAUCUAAUGUCAAAAAACAUACAGAGAUUGAGAAACCUCUAACAGUUGAUGAAAUGUCAUCUAGCAUUAGCUAAUGGUCAAGAUCUUGUUCCACUGUCACCAAUAACAUUAGUGGACAUGGUCAUCCAAAGAUCAAAGAUCCACCAAGCCUAUUAUGGAUACAGACACGUGAGCAGUCAUUCAAGGUGCCUCCUUCAUUAGCACACUUUGGAAUUUAAGUUUUUGAUAUACAUAUUUACACCGGAAACAUUUAUUCUUGAUUAAUGAAAAUGUUAGAGAAAAAAAUAACAAACAGUAUUUUCUAAAAACGACAGAUAAAAAAAUUCCGGACUUGUUCAGUCAUUUUCCCUAUAUGUUUUGUCAUGUAUCUAUUUUGCAUUUGUGUAUUUUGUUUUAUAUUUGUUAUUGGUUAUGAUAUUCAAACAAGCAUGGACUGCCACUCAAAAUCAUUGACCCUAAAACAGGGUUUUACCCACAAUCUCUUUAUUUUUUGUAAAAUAAAUCUGGUUUCAUCCUUGUUAUGUUUGACUAAGGCAAUACCAUUGCCUAUUUAUUGAAAAUUUAUUUUUAAAGACUGUAUACUGCAGCAAUGAAAUAAGUCCUUAAAUAACAUAUCAAGUGAGCUACAGUCUUCAUAAAAGCAUUCCUGACUAAAUUAGUUUAAAGCAGCAGGACUGAGAAUUAGUUGGUUAAAAGAACAUGCAGAGUAAUUUAGUCAGCUGCCUGAUAGAAUUUUGAGAAGGUUAAUAUUUUCUGAUCUUUCUGAAAGUCACCAAGUUAAAAUUAAAGUCUUCUUAACAAUGGAAAAUAUGGGAUUUUUGGGACCUGGCACACAGCAAAAAAUAAUAAUUUGGAGAUUUGGAUCUGCACAGCUCAUUUCCUAUGGUUAACAGUAACCAUUAUUAAGACCUUAUUUAAACUUACAAUAAACAGUGUGAAUGAGUAUCAGAACCCAAUAUUUCCUAGUGUAUUCAAACCUUUAUUUUCUAAAAUAAAGCGCAUCCCAUAUGCAACAGGCAUAUUCUAUUGAUACUGUAUGCAGGGAAUAACCAUACAAACACUCCAAAUGAAUAGGGGUUGUUGUAAACCUUUGAAACGUUUCAGGAACAGAUCAUCUAAGCAGCAUCUAACAUUGGCUUUGAUUAAAAUCGUUUGGAUAAACCUUUCGAAAGAUCAGAUUGUGUUAGAAAAACUUUAAAAUGAUUUAUCUACAGACGUCACCAUGAAAGUCUAUGGUAAUUUUUGUAGAUAAAUCAUUUGAAAGUUUUUUUCCAACAGAUUGUGAUCAUUUGAAUGCUGACUGAAACAAAUUAAAUUGAGGCCAUUGUUUGAGACAAAACAUAUAUAUAUAUUUUUAUUACUUAAAGUGACAUAGGCUUGUUUUGAACUUACUGAGAAUAUUCCCUUUGCGAUUUCAUUGUGCCUAGGAAUGUAGGAAUUUUUACAUUUGUGUUACAUGCUGUACAGGCUUAAGCUGGCAAGUGUGUGUGUGUUACAAGACAAAUACACAAGAAACUAGUACUAUACAGAGUGUUUACAGAGUUUGUUGUAAAAAAAACAAAGAAAAAAAAAACUGAAUUAGGCUCUUUCGUGUUUUUUGCCUCCAAUAUGUUAAUCUUUGUGAUAAUAGUACAUAUAAAGGGUUAUUCACUAAAGCAAGAAUUUAACAUUAAUUCAAAGACAAUUUUACAUUUAAUGGAACACUAUAGUGUUAGGAAUACAAGAGUGUAUUCCUAACACUAUAGUGCUGGCGUUAAUAUUUAGGUCACCGGCCCCCUAUCAGAGUGGAGUUAAAACGUAGUUUACUUUACCUGUUCUCCGUUGCUGCACUGGUCUUUUGAGAUCUCAGCCAUUUCGAUGCUUUUCCAUAUGCAUCAAAACACAGCGUUGUACCAAUCAACAACAUCUCAUAGAGAUGCAAUGAAUCAAUGCAUCUCUAUGGGAAACGUUCAGCGCCCACAUGCAUAGCAGCACUGAAAUAGGAAGUUCCUCUAGUGGCCGUCUGAGGGACUGCCACUAGAAGUGUCACUAGGCAGUAAGACAUUGCUAAGUCUGCAGGUACCUGCUGUAGACACCAGGACGACUACAUUAAGCUGUAGUGGUUCUGGUGACUAUAGAGUCCCUUUAAGGCUAGCAUUGCUGAACUGAAAGAAUAGCUCACCGGAAUUUUUCCAGUUUGACUAAUUUCACCUUAAAUUCGAAUUUUGCUUUGAAUUCUCAUUUUAAUAAAAAAGUAUAACUAUUUUUGACAAAAUGAGGACUUAGUUUCCAUACAUAAGUGGAGUGUGUACGUAAAUAUGAAUACAUAAAACCACAUAAAUUAUGUAACAUUAUCUUAGAAAUGUGUUAUAAUCCCUUCAACCUUUAAUUCCAAUAUUCAAUCUAUAAAGCAUUUAUCUUUUAAAACAAGUUCUAUAUCCAUUUUUUUCUGCUGUCAUUGACAAAGUUAUUUAGUAAAGUGGGAACUGUGGUAAAUUCAAAGUGAAUUUUAAAUUUAAAGUAAAAUUAGACCAAAUGGAAACAUAGCUGACUUGGAGAUUUUUUUUCCAUUUCAACUGCUUUUGUGUUAAAUUUUUAAUUUUCAUUGUAAUACAUUCCUGACAUUUCUCACAUUAAGGAAUAACCCUGAUAGUAUUAUUGUGAAAUAAAAUAUUUGCAUCUUGUUGUGGGGUAAAAUGUGAUAAUCUUUGGGGUAAAAGAGCAUACUUGUACCGAAAAGAAGUAGAGCCACAUUGUAAGAUGAACAAAGAUCAACAAAAUGGUGGCUGAACUGGAUCGGUUGUUGGUUGAGCCAGAUCACAGAUUUCGCAGAGCAGUCUCAGCAUCUAGUUAAAAAUCAGCCAGUUCCUUAAAUAAGAAUGAUUAAACUGGUACUUUAGCUUCUGGAGGUGGCAUGAGAAAGACAUUAAUAUAUUUGUUUUAAUACUUGGUUUGGUUUUUUUACAACAGUGUAUCUUUAACUGAAGUUGCACCUGCGGUGUAAGAAAAUAAUAUGAGAUUAGCCAUUAUAGUAGUAUGUAGCCUUUAACUGUUUUUCAUUUCAGACGUUCUCAGAAGC
Molecule: messenger RNA, 39336 nt
Organism: Pelobates cultripes (western spadefoot toad)
Lineage: Eukaryota; Metazoa; Chordata; Amphibia; Anura; Pelobatidae
Source: the annotation of a GenBank genome assembly